UUUGUAGGUUUCCACAUAUGCUGAACACGAUGAGACUACUUUGAAAAGAAUCUGAGACAUUGAUUGAGCAUGACUUGUUGUGGUUCUCGUGCUACUCAUAAGUAUCGAUUGUCACUCAGCAGGCAUAAGAAUUUCGGAACUCAAAACACAGCAGAACGGGUGGAAAUCAGGCUUAGUGGAACCAUUGAAAGUCAAACAAUCUCAAAAGAACCAAUAAUAUUUUUUCAAUUUCGAUACUCAAAAAUUCACCAAAAGACUGUGAGUUUGUUGUUUGAUUUCAGAUAUUUUUGAGCUGGAUAAAUCACACACGCUCACAGUAGUAACCUUGAAACUAAGGUCAUAUUACAACCUUUUGAGCCCUGUCGAAUGAGUUACUCAAAUAUUUCAAAAAUAUUUAGUUAUAGUAUAACGAUCUCAUUCUAUACUCAAUUUUUAAAAAGAAGUCAAUUUUGUGAGGUGCACCGACCACUUUCUGCACACUGUUUUGAUAAAUGACUACACAAGUUAAUAAGGGGUAACUAGCAUAGGAUCAUCUUGAUAGACUGAUGUUCUGUAAAAAGCGUGCUGCAUGGAAGUACCUAGCUGUUCGCUACAGCCCGGAUACAAAAGACAUAGACCAACUUUAAUAAGGCAGAAAAGAAUGGUUGGAAAUUAAGACAAGAGUGCCUUGUGUUUACCUAUUAUUUGUAUCUUUCAAUGAAGAUGGGACGAAUGUAUUAGAUCAUCCACAUCAACUGAGGUUUGAUCGAAACGGAAACGUUUAUGUUGCUGAUAGCUGGAAUCAUCGAAUAGCAAAGUUUACAAUUGAUAAUACUCAAUGCAGUCCCGCGUUAUUAAACGUGACUAUCGGACGUGAUAUGGGCCCUAAAGCCUGUUCUAGAUGGUGUAAAAAUGAAAUAAAUUUAGCUGGAAUUGUGUCAAAAUUAUAUGGUCCAGGAUCAUUAGAAUUGAAUGAUCCGAUUGAUUUAUUUAUUGAUAAUGAAAAUACUGUUUAUGUAGCUGAUAUAAGAAAUCAUCGUAUACAGAAAUUCCCUUUGGGAUCCAAAAACGGAAUAACAGUUGCAGGCGGAAAUGGUAAAGGAAAUUCAUCAUCACACUUAAACCAUCCACGUGCAAUUUAUGUCACAAAAAAUAAAGAUAUUUAUAUUCUCGAUUCCGAUAAUCACCGUAUACAAAAAUGGCCAGAAUACAACGCGUUCGCGAAGACAAUCAUUGAUUCACAUGUGAGUGGUUGCAGGGCAUGUUAUGGACUCUAUUUUGAUGAAAAUCAGGAGCAACUUUAUUGGUCCGAUCGGGCAAGACAUCAUGUUGUCAAAUUUUCAUUAAAAUCAAAUGCAUUGAAUGUCGUAGCGGGAACAACAGAUCACGCCGGAUCAAGCGUCAAUCAGCUGAACUAUCCUCAUCAUAUUUUUGUUGAUAAAAACUCUGAUUUAUAUAUUACAGACAGCUGGAAUCAUCGAAUACAAAAGUUUAAAUAUGGCUCAAAUCUAGGUCAAACAGUAGCAGGAAAUCCAAAUGGAAUGAGUGGUACGGAUGCUGCUUCAUUAUGGUGGCCUUGGGGUGUCUUUGUCGAUAGUAAUAGUAAUAUUUAUGUUGCUGAUUGGAACAAUAAUCGCAUUCAACAGUGGAAACAAAACGCAAGUUCUGGUAUGACAAUCGCUGGAAAUAACGACGUUGGAAUGAAUUUAAAUCAGUUCAAUCACCCAACUCAAGUGAGACUGGAUAAGAAUGGUGAUCUCUACGUUGCGGAUAAUUGGAAUCAUCGUAUACAAAAAUUUGUCAAUGAAAAAUGCUCAAUGACUAAUGCACAGCAUAAAGUUUUACCAGCCAACAUUGAUUGGUGUUCAUUGGCAGCAAAUAAUUGUAGUCAUCAUCUAGUAUCGAAAGGUGAAGGUACAAUUGAAAUUAGUCAAAAGCUACCAUUGCCAUUUACCAUUUUAUUAUCGAACAAUAAAUUUCAAACAAAUUAUGGUUUCCUAUUAUCUGCUAAUGAAAAAAAAGCAGUCAUUUAUAGAAUAAAAGAUUCUGUAAAAAACAUGAUCGAUGAAACAGAUAUUGAAGAACAUUUAGUACAAAGCCAUGGUGGUGAUGAACAAAAAUUUUGGUUUUCAGUUGAUAGUCAAAAUUUAUUUGUUAAAUAUGGAAAAGGUGAAAUGCGUGAUAAACGAACAAUAUUGAAAUUAAAAAUCUCACGAAAUGAACAAAAUCUAAUGAAAGAGAUCGAUUACGUACACGUAGAAUUCGUACAUACGAAAAAUGUGCCAUAUGAUAAUGAUAAAAUACGCGUUCGAAUUCAUAAAAAUCCUGUUAUUUCUGAUCCAUUCUUUUUUAAAUCAAAUACGACAAUAGAUAUACAGUGA
This is a messenger RNA of Didymodactylos carnosus, 2360 nucleotides long. NCBI's taxonomy places the organism in Eukaryota, Metazoa, Rotifera, Eurotatoria, Philodinida, Philodinidae. The record is from the annotation of a GenBank genome assembly.